Fomitopsis serialis is the source of this 411-nucleotide messenger RNA. Its product is annotated as RlpA-like double-psi beta-barrel-protein domain-containing protein-containing protein. The coding region runs from base 1 to 411 and encodes 136 amino acids. The record is from RefSeq and is a predicted model, not a curated record. The transcript has 4 exons. NCBI's taxonomy places the organism in Eukaryota, Fungi, Basidiomycota, Agaricomycetes, Polyporales, Fomitopsidaceae.
AUGUCUCGCUUCGCUACCAUCGUUCUUGCGCUCUGCGCGCUCUUCGCGUUCGUCGCCGCCUCGCCCGUGACCACGAACAGCACCACCCUUGAAGCGCGCACCACCCACACCGGCAGGGGCACCUACUACGAAGUCGGCCUGGGUGCUUGCGGGUUCACCGACUCGGACAGCGACUACAUCGUUGCGAUCUCACAAGACAUCUACAACAGUGGUAACUGCAACCAGUACAUGCGCAUCGAGAACACUGCAACCGGCGUCGUCGCGUACGGCCAGACUCGCGACAAAUGCAUGGGCUGCGACUCGGAGGCCAUCGACUUGAGCCCUUCGCUGUUCCAGGCGCUCGGUGCCUCUCUCGACGAAGGCACCAUCACCGUUUCCUGGAACUUUAUGCCCUCGGACUUCAGCCCGUGA